AUGAAAGGGCGAGGCCGAGGCCGAGGCCGAUCCGCCAAGAACGAGCCCCGCGAAGGCGAUGGGCUGGCGGGGCCUCUGGCAAAACGCACCUUUUGCCCGUGGAUUAACAGCCAAAUCAUCCAAGCAUCCAAAGAGGAAAAUGGCAUUCAUCGCAUCCUGGGAGUGGUGGAGAAUUGCAUCCAGGACAUGAACCUGGUGAACCUCUCCACCUCCCUUCACCGCCUGGCAAAGCUGUCGGUGAACACUCCCCACAGCGACCAGAUGCUCCGCCAGUCUCCGGCGAUGAAGCAGCUGCUGGCGGGGAUAGCCAGGGCCUUUCAGAUGGUGGAGAAGGACUCUUCGCUGCCCCAGUCCCUGAGCAACGUGACCUGGUCCCUGGCGACGCUGCGCAUCGGGGACUUCCAGGUCUUGGAGCUGGCCGGGACUUUGGCGGUGGCCAACAUGAAGGACUUCAAGGCCUUCGAGUUGGCGUCGCUGCUGUGGUCCUUCGCCAAGCUGGGCGCCGCCGACACCAUGCCCCUGGUGGUGGGCCCGCUCUUUCGGGCGGCCACCAGCCGGCUCAUGGUGUGCGUGCCGGGCGCCGGGUUCCGGUCCCUGGCCACGGCGGCCUGGGCCUUCGCCACGGCGCGCCAGGCGAGCCAGCGGCUCUUCCGAGCCAUCGCCAAAGAGGUCCGCACCUGCCUGCCCACGGCCAAUAGCCAGGAGCUGGCAAACAUUGUGUGGGCCUAUGGCACGGUGGGCCACAGGGACGACCAGCUCUUCAAGAUGAUUGCCGAGGAGAGCGUGCCGCGGCUUGAGGAGUUCAAGACGCAGGACCUCUCCAACACCUUUUGGGGCUUCGCGAGCAACGACUUCUACCACGAGGCGUUCUUCCACAAGGCGCUGAUCCUUGCACAAGGCCUUCAGCUGCAACCGCAGCACGUGGCCAACAUCCUUUGGGCCGCAGCGCGACUGCAGCGGAAGCACCCUUCAGCCAGGCAGGCAGCCCUGCAGAUGAUCCCACAGUGCCUUGCCUUCCUCACCUACUUUAAGCCACAGGAGGUGGCGUCCACAGCGCAUGCAGUGGCCAAAAUCUUCUCCGUCGAGGCUGAUGGAUAUGAGCAAGGGCAGCCCCCCGGAAUCCCGUUGCAGAUCUCCAUGUUUUUCAGCGCCAUCACUCCGUGGUGCCAGGAACACAUCGGCUUAUUCUCUGACCAGUCCUUGGCCAACAUCGUGUCGUCCUUUGGCAUACUGCGCAUCAACUUGCACCCGACCUUCCUAGCUGUCGUGGAGCAGCAGGUGAUGGCGCGGUUGAAAGCCUUGGACCACGGCGCGCUGGUGGUCUUCUUCCGGGCAGCCGUCCAGUGCCCGCAGCUGGCACGCUUGAAGUCCCAGCUGGCGGCCAUCUUGGUGCAAGAGCUGCCCAACUUCAAGAGCAAGGAGGCUGAGGUCCUUGUCCUUCACGAGGUCAGUGAAGCUCGGCGUCGUGCACCAAGACACAGAGCCAAACGUGGACGAGCUCAUGAGGUGGUGCUUGGACGUGGCGCAGGGACAGGACCAGCAGGUGCCUCAGGCGCCUCAGGCGCCUGUGGUUCCGGAGGAGUUCAAGGCGCAAAUGGGCUUGCGAGGCCUCGACCUGCGCGAGGCUCAGAUGCGCCAAGAACUUCUGAGGCAGCUGCACGCAGCCCAGGCAGCCCAAGCGCAAGUACAGGCGCAGGCGCAGGCGCAGGCGCAGGCGCAGGCGCAGGCGCAAGCGCAAGCGCAAGCGCAGGCGCAAGCGCAAGCGCAGGCACAGGCGCAGGCGCAGGCGCAAGCGCAGGCCCGAGAGUGGUACGCUGCCGGCGCCGGCGCAGGCGCAGGUGA
Messenger RNA from Effrenium voratum, 1842 nucleotides. The record is from the annotation of a GenBank genome assembly. Lineage: Eukaryota; Dinophyceae; Suessiales; Symbiodiniaceae.